Cricetulus griseus (Chinese hamster) is the source of this 1023-nucleotide messenger RNA. NCBI's taxonomy places the organism in Eukaryota, Metazoa, Chordata, Mammalia, Rodentia, Cricetidae. The record is from RefSeq and is a predicted model, not a curated record.
AUGGACCUAGACACCAACUAUGGCCUCCAGUGGCAUCAAGAAACACAGUGGUCAUCAGAGGAGGUUCAAACCAGAAAAUGGACUAUUCCUUUAUCUCAGGUCUCCAUCAUUGCCCAGAGCCAGGGUGAUCCUGCAGGGCAGUGUUUUCAGGAGCUGAGCCUGCAUCUGCAUCUGUUUAAGCUCCAGGCUGCUGCACAUCAUCCUGCCAACCCUCCUAGGCAACGACAAUCUGUCUGCCUCAACCAUCUUGUUUCCAGUUCCACCUUUCUCCACAGUGUGCAUUUGCCCAAGAAGCCUAACAUCAAAAUCUUCAGCGGGAGCUCCCACCAGGGCUUAUCCCAGAAAAUUGCUGACCGCAUGGGCGUGAAGCUAGGCAAGGUGGUGACUAAGAAAUUCAGCAACCAAGAGAUCUGUGUGGAAAUUGAAGAAAGUGUACGUGGAGAGGAUAUCUACAUUGUUCAGAGUUGGUGUGGUGAGAUAAAUGACAAUCUAAUGGAGCUUCUGAUCAUGAUUAAUGCUUGCAAGAUUGCUUCAGCCAGCCGGGUCACUGCAGUCAUCCCAUGUUUCCCUUAUGCCUGCCAGGAUAAGAAGGAUAAGAGCCGGGCUCCCAUUUUGGCUAGGCUUGUUGCAAAUAUGCUAUCUGUAGCAGGAGUGGAUCAUAUUAUCACCAUGGAUCUACAUGCAUCUCAAAUUCAGGGCUUUUUUGAUAUCCCAGUGGACAAUUUGUAUGCGGAGCCAGCUGUCUUAAAGUGGAUAAAGAAAAAUAUAUCUGAGUGGAGAAACUGUACUAUUGCCUCACCUGACACUGGUGGAGCAAGAGUGACCUCCAUUGCAGACCAUUUGAAUGUGGAUUUUGCCUUGAUUCACAAGGAAUGGAAGAAGGCCAAGGAAGUGGAUUGCAUGGUGCUAGUAGGAGAUGUGAAGGACCGGGUGGCCAUACUUGUGGAUGAUAUGGCUGACACUUGUGGUGCAAUCUGUCAUGCUGCUGACAAACAUCUCUCAAUUGGAGCUACCAAAGUUUAU